CGGCCUGUGGGUGUUGGCGACUUUUGGUUGGGGGUGGGGGCGUGUGCGAUGAGGGCCUUCCUUUUCCCGGGCUCUCAUUAAGUGGUGUCGCCUGGAGAUGCCCUGCACUGGAAGCUCGGAACGGGGGAUUUCUCAUAGCCUGCAGCCAUGCGUCUCUCUGCCUUGUUGGCCUUGGCAUCCAAGGUCACUCUGCCUCCCAACUACCGCUAUGGGAUGAGCCGCCCAGGUACCCUGGCAGACAAGAGAAGGAACCCUCCAGGGACCAGACGGCGCCCAGUGGCUGUGGAACCCAUUUCUGAUGAAGACUGGCAUCUGUUCUGUGGGGAUAGGGUGGAGAUCCUAGCAGGCAAGGAUGCCGGGAAGCAAGGCAAAGUGGUUCAAGUUAUCCGGCAGCGAAACUGGGUGGUCCUGGAGGGGCUGAAUACACAUUACCGCUAUGUUGGCAGGACCAAGGAUUACCGAGGAACCAUGAUCCCCAGCGAAGCACCCUUGCUCUACAACCAGGUCAAACUUGUGGAUCCUGUGGACAGGAAACCCACCGAGGUGGAGUGGAGAUUCACUGAGGCAGGAGAGCGGGUCCGUGUUUCCACAAGAUCAGGAAGGAUUAUUCCUAAACCUGAAUUUCCCAGAGCUGAUGGCAUCGUCCCUGAAACAUGGAUUGAUGGCCCCAAAGACACAUCAGUUGAAGAUGCUCUAGAAAGAACCUAUGUGCCCCGUCUAAAGACACUGGAAGAGGAGGUGAUGGAGGCGAUGGGGAUCCAGGAGACUCGGAGACACAAGAAAGUCUAUUGGUAUUGAACCUGGGGAGAGCAACUCCUUGUCUUAGCCUUGAAGGUUGGGGCCACAUCUUCUUCAGACAUCAAUAAAGAGCCAUGAGUCCUCC
Messenger RNA from Molossus molossus (Pallas's mastiff bat), 883 nucleotides. It is a transcript of the gene MRPL24, whose product is annotated as mitochondrial ribosomal protein L24. The transcript has 6 exons. Gene Ontology annotation, cellular component: mitochondrion; ribosome. The record is from RefSeq and is a predicted model, not a curated record. Gene Ontology annotation, molecular function: RNA binding; structural constituent of ribosome. The coding region runs from base 148 to 798 and encodes 216 amino acids. Gene Ontology annotation, biological process: translation. NCBI's taxonomy places the organism in Eukaryota, Metazoa, Chordata, Mammalia, Chiroptera, Molossidae.